Molecule: messenger RNA, 648 nt
Organism: Triticum turgidum subsp. durum (durum wheat)
Lineage: Eukaryota; Viridiplantae; Streptophyta; Magnoliopsida; Poales; Poaceae
Source: the annotation of a GenBank genome assembly
AUGGUGUUCUACUUCAAGGCGCGGCCCGACGCCGGUGACUACACCAUCUUCAUGGGGCUCGACAAGCAUGAGAACGAGGACCUCAUCAAGUACGGCUUCCCCGAGGACAUCUGGUUCCAUGUAGAUAAGAUGUCCUCUGCUCAUGUAUAUGUGAGACUGAAUAAAGGUCAAACAAUGGAUGACAUAAGUGAAGGUUUGCUGGAAGAUUGUGCCCAGCUUGUUAAAGCGAACUCCAUUCAAGGUAAUAAGGUGAAUAAUGUUGAUGUGGUUUAUACACCAUGGUACAAUCUGAAGAAGACACCAUCCAUGGAUGUGGGUCAAGUUGGCUUUCACAACUCUAAAUUGGUUCGGACUGUUCAAGUAGAAAAGCGAAGCAAUGAGGUUGUCAAUCGGUUGAACAAGACAAAGGUGGAGAGGACGCCUGACUUAAAGGCUGAAAGAGAAGCUGUGAGUGCUGCCGAAAAGGCUGAAAGAAAGUUGCAGCUUAGAGACAAAAAACGUAAAGAAGAGAUGGAGAGGCUCGAGAAGGAGAAGCAGGCUGAAAUAAGGAGUUACAAGGGCCUGAUGGUCCAAGACAAGAUGACUUCGAACAAGCAGGUCGCGUCUGGUAGCAAGACCCUUCAGGAACUAGAGGAGGACUUCAUGUGA